AUGGCGUCAGCCACAGAGAACUCGUCUGACGUCCCCAAGGAUUCCGACGAACCCAAGCCCAAUAGUCCUGAGCGAGCGGGAUCUCCUAUCGCGACCGAAAAGGUCUCCUUCGACGAUCGAGGCGACCUCACUCUCAGAAUCGGCAGUUUAGAAGAUGGGAGCGCCGACGUGUUCGACUUCGUCGUCUGCUCUAGGGCACUGGCGCGCGCGUCUCCCGUGUUUCGAGCAAUGCUCUUUGGUGGAUUCUCGGAGUCGAAGCCCGAGGGAGAAACCUGGAUCGUGAAGCUUCCCGAAGACCGCCCUGCGCCCUUCUUCAUUCUCCUCAACAUCAUCCAUAGUUGCUUCAGCGCGGUCCCGCAGAAGCUGGAGCUGGAUGAGCUCUACCAGCUCCUUGUUGUCACGAACAAGUAUGACAUGUUGUCGGUCAUAUUCCAGUGGGCGCCAAUAUGGUUCGAACCUCACAAGGACCUCGAUGAGAUCUCGGAAGGGAACGAAAGAUUAUUGUGGAUUGCCUGGGAGCUCGGAGAGGAAAGGACCUUUGGAUUGAAAUGUAAAGAUUUCGUCCUUAGGUCCAAAGUCAACACCGAAGGGCAGAUUGUUGACAAGAUAGGGGUCCCUCUCAACACUUACGAUUGUUACGAAGCCAAUGGCAUAAUAGAUGACAUCACAAAGGCUCGACAGGAUAUUCUGGAUGAAUUGAGUUCACACUUUCACGCCGCCAUUCGGGAAGGGUUAGAAGGCCGAGGAUGCAAAAAAGAACGGCCUCAAGAGCAGCCUGAAUCGCAUUAUGAUGGCUAUCAUGGAUAUAGGCAUCCUCCUCCCAAGAUUCCUGCCCUGUCUGCGACUGAUUGGAAAGCGAUCAAGGACCGGUGCAACGACACUGCCCUGGUUGAAGUAAUGAAAGCUGUCGAACGUCUUGGUCUUGGGAAAUUUGGGGUACCUCAGGAAACUAGAACACGCUUUCUCGGAAACGUCAAUGCCAUUUGGUAUUUGACUUCCAGCCUCCGAUCUAAAAGUCAAGCGGUCCACAAGAGAUGCUCGCCUUUAAAUCAAAUCAUGGAUCGAUUCGAAGGUUCGAGGAGGGAUUUCAAGUUACCAAUUUCGGACAAUAAUCUCAAGUACAUGAGGAACCAGGCCAAGAAGACUGCCAUUGGCGGGGAUAGAUCAGAAGAGACGGGGGAGCCGCAAAAGAAGAGGCCUAGAUUCUGA
Messenger RNA from Colletotrichum lupini, 1209 nucleotides. RefSeq lists its product as uncharacterized. The transcript has 2 exons. Lineage: Eukaryota; Fungi; Ascomycota; Sordariomycetes; Glomerellales; Glomerellaceae. The record is from RefSeq and is a predicted model, not a curated record. Bases 1 to 1209 code for a protein of 402 amino acids.